Messenger RNA from Photinus pyralis (common eastern firefly), 2844 nucleotides. Its product is annotated as protein FAM161A. The transcript has 8 exons. The record is from RefSeq and is a predicted model, not a curated record. Gene Ontology annotation, cellular component: cilium. Gene Ontology annotation, biological process: cilium organization. NCBI's taxonomy places the organism in Eukaryota, Metazoa, Arthropoda, Insecta, Coleoptera, Lampyridae. Bases 804 to 2828 code for a protein of 674 amino acids.
CUAAAGCUUUUGUUUCAGUGGCCGUUCCGUACUCGUCAGUUCCGCAAAUGUACAAUGUAUUGUAAUUGCACAGGCGGGAGAAUCUAGAAACACAUAAACAUCAUUUUUGAUAAGUGAAGCUUUUCAGGUUGAACAGGUUGCUUACCCAGCAGGCGCAAUGGGCCACAACUUUAACUCUUCAAAACGGCAUCCAAACAAUAGAUUUCCAGCUCACAUGUCCACCAUCUUUGAAAAAACUAAACUCUUUUUCAAAGUAGCGUCUUCGUACUAAAUACGAUAAAAAUCAAUUAAAUUUAGAUAAUAGACCGCCUCAAAAAACGUAGACAUGACCGAGAUAUGAUUAAACCAUUCCCAACAUAUCAUUUCAAUAGAACCUUCCACUAUUAUAGUGGAUUAUAAUAAUAAUGACAUGCACAGGCGGGCAGACUGAUGUAGUAGUUUUAGUAAAACGUAGUCGAAGACAUGGUCAAGAAGAGGGAGGUUCUAAAUCAAUAAAAUUUUGCAGUAAAAAGUAGUUCGACGAACGGACGGACAACGUGUCCUCAAUUGCCACUUUUGCGGUUUGAAAAAAUGCUUUAAAAAUUGCAAGCAUCGAUUUUUAGAUUCAUAAGCGGUAAUUGCUUAAGAAAAUUUAUUUAUUGUUAAAUUAGAAUUUCUACAUUAGGCAAAGAUAUUAUGUCAUGUGUGGCUAGCUAGUAUAUUGCACGCAAACCCCGCGUGGUGUACGCAGGUACUUCUAUUGAUUGGGUCUACAGUUGGCAUGGAAAUUAAAAACACACACCAGCAAAGUUGUGUACGGAGAGAUGUCCGAUCAUAAUCGCGCUGUGUUUAAUAAUACAUGCCUAAAGGUCCCAAGAGACCCUAUUAGCCAUCAACCGUCCCCUAUUUACGAACAGAAAUAUGUGAGUAACAUGAAGAACGAGAUGCUUAAGAUGGACAUCGAAAACAAGCACAAUUUUUCCAACGCCAAGUCGUCUCCUAAAUCGGAUAAAGCCGUUUUAAAAUCGCUCAUUGAAUUUUACGACAGCAUUCCUGAAUACGACGAUAUUAACCACUUGUCCAAUAAAGACUUUUAUCGGAAAUUAGAGAACCUAAAAGAAAGGCAGCGAUGUUUUUAUAAAUUUAUACAAGCGAAUCAAAAUGCCGAUAAUAAGGAUAUGAUUUGGAUGGAAGAUUAUCAAAAUUUUAAACAAAGUCCAGAAUUACGCUCCAAGCUGCGAUCUAGAAGACUGAAGCGAGUUGAGGAUAUGGAUUCACUUACAUCUUCUGAUAAGGAACCGGCAGUUAAACCCCCAUCUCGACGCUCGGUUAGAAUUGAAAGUCCCAGUGAUAAAUCCGACAGCUCCAUUCCCCGUUUGCGAGCCAAGUACCAUCGCAAUAUUUCCUCCGGCGGAUCGAGGUACGACAAAUCCAAUACCUCUUACAACGAAUCACCAUGGGAAGAUAUAAGCGUGAUUGACUUUCGGUCCGAUUCCGACAGGGAUAUACAGACAAGGAGCGCACCAAACAGCCCAACGAAAAGGAAAUGUGGCAUUGGGUGGAAAGAUAAUGGAAUCACGAUUCCCAAGCCGUUUCAAAUGACUGUUAGAGAUGAAGAAAAUAAAAUAGUGGAUGACAUAAUGUUAACCGUUCAAAAACCGCAAGAAGAAAAACACGAACUCUUUAGAGCAAAUCCGGUUCCGAUAGAAUCGAGGAUUCCGAUGUUUAAUCAAAUUAUAGCACAGCAGGAACGCAGAAGCGAGAUUGUAAAGCAAAAGAGCAAGGAGACACUAAAAUCCCAAAUGCGCCCAUUUUCAUUUACUCGCAGAGAAGAAGAGAUACAAGCUUUGACUAAGCGAUUAUCAAAGUCUUCGCCUACAAUUUUCUUAGAUGACGACGUACCAAUAAAAAUGAAGCAGUUCAAAGCGAAACCGAUACCAAAGGGUUUGUUCAGUAAUUACGUCUAUCAGAAAAUGCACGAAGACGAAUUUUAUAGGUUAGCUCUACAAAGGAAAAUUAGAGCCGAAGAAAUGUUGCAACGCGCUUCCCUUCCACCAUCGAUGGCUAGGAGAGAGAAAUUGAAACCGAAACCGAUUAUAUGUUUGAGAUCGUUUAAACACUUAGAAAGCGACGUUUCAUCUCCGAAAUCUUCCGAAGUCCCUAACUACAAAGCUAGUCACGAGCGACUAGAAAAAGAAUUAGAUGAUCUGAAAAAUGACUUUAUAACAACUAGUCCUGUUGCGUUUAAUUUUAAAACUUCCAAACGACACGCUGAAAGACAGUUGAAACGUUGCUAUGGAAGUCGCCUAAAUUCGUCAGGUAGCAGUAGAAAUGCCGAAAAUUACAGAGGGCCUUCUGCGGCCGAUUUACUUUCUGUUAAUAAAUCAAAUCUGGCAGCGGUACUGAGAAUUCAAGCGGCCAAGAAAAAAAUGCAAAUGGAAAUGUGCCGAAAGCUCGAGGAGACGAAACUGAGAGAAGAAUCUCGUUGGAGAGAGAAAGUUUUGAGGAAAAAGCCUGCGUGGCAGGCUUUGGCGUACAGCCACGAGGAAGAUCUAGCUAUGCGUUUGCAACUGAGAAAAGAUGAGGAAAGACUGCGCAGUGAAGAACAUCGACAUAAAAUGGAGUUAAUGUUUGGAAGGGUGAAUAAAAUGCCAAUGCUUUUUGAAAGACAAUCUCAUUAUAAAGAUUAUCCGGUAACAAAACGACAGCUGAUUCAGUCACUCGCAGAGAGCUAUGGAGACUAUUGCAAUAAAUACCCAACUGUAAGUCCUUUGGAGUUAGGUGACGACUUGGAUAAAGACAAUAACGAAGGUGGACGUAAUCAGAAGGCAUCUUGUGAUUUAACGUAGUUUUUUACGAUACCAA